AUUACCAAAAAAGUAAUGGAGAAUAACGAAAUAUUAAACAAUAACAAUAUUGGAAAUAUUGAAGAUAUUCAAAGAAAUUAUAAUAAUAUGAAUAUAAAAGAUGCUAUUAAAACUGUAGAUAUUUUAUAUCAAAAGAUUAAAAAAAAUAAAGAAAACUUGUAUUACACAAAUUUAACAACUUCUAAAGAAUUUGAACAAAUAUGCAAAGUAAUAUGUAAAAAUGUCAGAUCUUUAAGCAUAUAUGAUACCAUAAAUAUUUUACGAAAUUUACUAUUUCUCAAUGUUCCAUCUAAUACUGUAAUAAUUCAAACAUUACUUCAAUUAAUACGUAUUUCUUUGAAUGAUUUGACAGUUGGUCAAAUAAUGAUUCUAUAUAAUAUGUUAUAUAAAGUCGAAACAACACCUUUGAUUAAAGUUUUACUUCCAGCAUUGUCUCAUGUUUUUAAUGAACAAGCUCAAAUUGAACUUAAUUCAAAUAGUAUUAAUUUAUUGCAAGCACUUCAAUUUUGUUUUGUAGUCAAUAAUUCAAAAAUAAAAAGACACAUAAUUAGUAUUUUAGUUGAAAAUAAACAAAAAAUAAACUUAGAUUAUAUAAUAGAUAUUUUUAAUGCAAUAUAUACUUUACCAAAAUUAUGUUUAUCUUCUAAGCAACUUCUACUUUGUGUACAAAAUAUAAUAAUAACUUAUUGCAGAAGAUUAAAUUUUAAUGAAAUUAAUUAUUUACUUAAUUGUAUUUCUAAAAAAUUUAUGAAUUCAGAAAUGGAAUUUUAUUGUGAAGCACUUAUAGAUAAACUGUGUUCUACUGUAAUUAUUAAUAAUAUUACUUUUCAACAAAAUUUAAUUAUUUUAAAGCAUUUAAAUAAUAUGCGUUAUAGCAAUAUUUCUGUAUUGAAUUGUUUAAUGGAAAAAUCUUUUAAAGAUACAAAUAUUGAAAAUUAUUCUAUUGAAUAUAUAGAUUUAUUUAUCAAAGGUUUUGUCAUUGCGGAUUAUGUACCACAUAAUUGGAAAAUUAUAAGAAAAAUAUUACAAAAUUAUGUUAUUCAUACAGAUUAUUCAAUGCAUAAUAUAGUAUCUAUUGCUUAUUAUUUACUUUCAUUAAAUUAUUAUUAUCCAGAAUUAAUAGAAAAAGUUUUUAUUUUAUAUAAUAAUGAUUCUAUUAUAAAAGAAAAGCAUACUAUAUUAACUAUAUUAAAAUUAUAUUGGUGUAUUAAACUGCUUUAUCCUGAAUAUAAAGGAAUUAUGCCAGAUGAAAAUAAAUUAAAUCAAAUUAAAAUUGAACAUAAAAAUAAUAAUGUACUUCAUUUAAUGAAAAGUUUGAAAGAAGUUGUUGGAGGUGCUGAAUACAUGAAAAGUAGUUUAAAAACUAAAUUUGGUGAAUUUGUUGAUCAUAUUAUUGUCAUACAACCAGAUGGAUCAUUUAUGAAUAUUAAUAAUUAUAAUAAUAUUACAUUUGUUGAAGAUUUAGCAUCAUUAUCAGAAUGUAUUAAAAUUUUAAUUUUUGCUUUUCCAAUAGAAGCAUAUUCUAUUAAUAAAAGAAAUAUGUUACCUACAGUUAAAAUAUUAUUAAAAGCAAUAGAAACACUACAAGGAUUUCAUCCUUUUGUUAUAAAUCCAUAUUUGUGGAAAAAUUUGUCUGAUAAAAAAAGAAUAUUGUAUCUUCAGGAAGCCAUUAAAUUAAAAUAUAAUAAUAUUUCAAAUAAUUAAAUUGUUUUUAAUAAAAUUUUUAAAUAAAUGUCUAAUGUAAUAAACUUAAAUAAAAAAAAUUUUUUACAAG
Molecule: messenger RNA, 1774 nt
Organism: Apis dorsata (giant honeybee)
Lineage: Eukaryota; Metazoa; Arthropoda; Insecta; Hymenoptera; Apidae
Product: FAST kinase domain-containing protein 2, mitochondrial-like
Exons: 4
Coding region: 16-1704 (562 amino acids)
Source: RefSeq, a predicted model, not a curated record